AACAAGAAGGCACUGUUCGUCACGUCACCACCAUUAUCUCCCUUGUGUUCCGCUGUAGUGGCUUGGCUAUCAGGUUGGGUUGCGAAGUAGACCAACAGACGCAUCUUCCGACUGUGAUAGCUGGGGCAUCUGGGCACGGUAGGGAUGUAACGAGCACCAUAGCAGGCGCUAAGAGGCCGAGAGAGCGAGAGAGCUCGAGACAGAGAGAGAGUGCGAGACAGAGCGGUACGAGAGAAAGCCAGCACCUUUUGCUGUAGCCUGUCGCAGGCACACCCGUUGGGUCGGACAUAGCUGGCGUCCAUGCUGCGUCGCUUAAACGAUUCCAUCGCACUGAGAAUCGACUACAAGCUUAGUUUUGAAGCGCCUCACAAAUCGAAUGAAAACUUCGUCUGAAGACUGCGCCGUAUGAGAUACUGCAUCGUACGGCGACUCCGAGCUACUCAAAAUGCUCGAGAUAAAGACGCGUCACCAUUCGAAAGGUUGAUUGACAGCGGCCGUUCGAUAGGAGCGACCUAGCGCCCAUGCCGCAUCGUCUAAACAAGAUUGCUGCAUCUCGAGGCGUCUACUAAAACGCCUCGAGAGUGGUAUUGUAUGAUUGCUUUAACUCGCGGCGCCUCACAAUGCUCCGCAUCUCGACCGGCGCUGACAACGGCAAUAGCGGCGCAGGAUCCCCCCCCACAGAAGUCGCGGAAGACGGCGUCGUUCUCCCCGCCGCGCGCCCGUCCCCUUUGUCUCCCACGCCUUCUCUCUCCCCCACGCCUUCCCCCUUUUCCCCCCAACCCUCCCCGCUCUCCCCCACGCACUCCCUAUUUUCCCCCUACCCCUCCCCUUUCUCCCCCACGCCUCCGCCGUUCUCCCCGUCAUCCGCCUCCGCGCAAAUCAGCCGGCGUAGGCUGCACCUGAGCUACGACUUCGACGGAGAGAGCAGCAGCGGGGGGGAGGGCGGGGCAGGCGGAAGCGGAAGCGGAAACGGGAGCAGGCGCAGGGUGCGCCAGGGGCACCGCAGCUUCUCCCUCCGCUCCGGAGUGCUCUCCCCCCCCGAUGCCUCCCCCUUAGGCUCCCCCGCCGCCAGGCCCGCCAGUCCCCUGGGCAGUCCGAGCAGGAGCGCGCUUGGGGGGGAAAGCGCGCUUGGCGGGGGCGGAGGCUGGGGGGGAAGCCCCGCGGGAUUGGCGCUUAGACCCUUGAAGCUGGGGAGGGGGAAAAGUGGUGAUGCGCGGCGUGGAAGGGAGGAGGGCGAGGGGAGCAGUGGUGAGGGGGAGGGGGACAAUACGGCGGACAAUGGCAAGAAGGAGUUCGCUUUCAGGACAGAGGGCGCUGGCGAAGGGGAGGUAGCGAGAGGUAGGGCGAUACCGGAUGGUGAUUAUGAAUCGAAUAUUGAGGAUUCCAGUAGCGAGGAUAGUGAAAAUGAGGAGGCCAGUAGCAAUGAUAGUGGCAGUGAGCAAGCCAAUAGCGAGGAUAAUGGGAACGAGGAAGCUCAUAGCGAUGGUAGGGAGCAUGGGAAAGCCAAUGGCGAGGACACUGGGAGUGAGGAAGCUAGUACCGAGGACAGUGAGAGUGACAAGUCUAGUAUGAAGGACAGUGAAAGAGAGGAGGGGAGAAAUGAGGAGAGUGAGAGUGAGAGUGAUAGUGAUAGUGCUAGUGAGAGUGAAAGUGAAAUUGGGAGUGAUGAGUCUGAUGAGAGUGUGGCUAAAGAGCAAGAUGGGGGGAGUGAGGAGUGGGGAGAGAGUGAGAGCGACAUGGAUGAGGAUGCCAGUGAGGGGCUUGGAGGCCUGAAGGCUGGGGCGGAGCGGGGUGUGGGAGAGCAGGGUGGGGGGGAGCGGGGAGUGGGGGAACAGGCUGGGGAUGAUUGCGUGGAGGCAGACUGCGUGGAACAUUCGUUGGCACCCGGUGCAAUGCAGGCGAGCAGAGAGGGAGGGGACAGCGAGACACAGGAGGACGAGGGAGGCGAGGUGAGGCAGGAGGACGAGGAGGAAUGGGAGGAGAGGGAGAAGGAAAAGGAUGCCGAUGAGGAAAGCGAGGAGGAGGCAAGGAGGACCCAACAGGAGGAAGCGGAGAAGGGUGAGGGGGGAAUGGUGGAAGAGGAGGAACAAAGGGAAAGAGGAAAGGAGGUGCACGCGGUUUGGGAGGCAGCUCAAGACUCUGCUGGUGGUGCUGGUGCUGGUGCUGCUGGUGAUGAUUUCGGUGGUGAUGGUGGUGGUGAAGAGAGAGGAGACUCUAGGACAAGCCUGGAUGAGAGCAGCAGGACAGGGAGAAGCAGUGAGAGCGAGGGGGGCGAUGAGGGAGAGGAGAAAUUUGAGGAGGGAAGGAGGGAGAGCGUGGAGGGAGAGGAGAAGCAUGAGGAGGAAAGCAGUGAGAGUGAGGAGGAGGAGCAGCGGGUAGAGCGUGGAAUGGAAGAGCCGUUGGGUGGCGUUGAAGCGGCAGCUCCAGCUGGAUCCGUGGCUGCUGUGGGUGGCGUUGGGCAGGGGCAGAGUGAGGGGAGUGAGAGCGAGAGUGAGGAGGGAGAGGAAGAGCGGGUGGAGAGUGAGAGUGAGAUCGAGAGUGAGAGUGAGAGUGAGAGUGAGAGUGAGUUCGAGAGUGUAAGUGAAAGUGAGAGCGAGGGGGAGAGUGCGGAGGGAGAGGAAGGGCAGGUGAAGUGUGACAUGGACGGGCCCUUGAAUGGUGUUGAAGCAGCAGCACCAGCUGGAUUGGUGGUUGCUGAGGGUGGUGUGGGGCAGGGAAAGAAUGAGGGGAGUGAGCGUGAGAGUGAGAGUGAGAGUGAGAGUGGGAGUGGGAGUGAGAGUGAGAGUGAGAGUGGGAGUGAGGACGAGGAGGGAGAGGAAGGAGGGGUGGAGCAUGAAAGCGAGGUGCCCUUGGGUGGUGUUGAAGCUGCAGCACCAGCUAGACCGGUGGCUACUGUGGGUGGUGUGGGACAGGAGCAGGGUGAGGGGGGUGAGAGUGAGAGCGAGGAGCGAGAGGAAGGGCGGGUGGAGGGUGAGAAUGAGAGUGAGAGCGAUGAGGGAGGGGAAGGGCAGGGGCCCUCGGAUGGUGUUGAAGCGCCAGCGCCAGCUACACCAGUGGCUGCUGUGGGUGGUGUGGGUCAGGGGAAGAGUGAGGGGAGUGAGAGUGAGAGCGAGAGUGAGACUGAGAGCGAGAGUGAGAGCGAGAGUGAGAGUGAGAGUGAGAGCGAGAGUGAGAGUGGGAGUGAGAGUGAUUUUGAGAGUGAGGAGGGAGACGAAGGGCAGGUAGAGUUUGAAAGGGAGCAACCCUUGGAUGGUGUUGAAGCAGCAGCCGCACCUAUGCCAGUGGGUGCUGUGGGUGGCGUGGAGCAGGGAGCGACUGAAGGGAGUGAGAGCGAGAGUGAGAGUGAGGAGGGAGACGAAGGGCAGGUGGAGCAUGGAAGCGAGGGGCCCUUGGGCGUUGUUGAAACGGUAGCACCAGCUACACCGGUGGCUGCUGCGGGUGGUGUCGGGCAGGGGCAGAGCAAGGGAAGUGAGAGUGAGAGUGAGAGUGAGGAGGGAGAGGAAGGGCGGGCGGAGAGUGUGAGUGAGAGCGAGAGGGAGAGUGAGGAGGAGGGGGUGGAGCAUGAAAGCGAGGGGCCGUUGGGCGCUGUUGAAACGACAGCGCCAGCUACACUGGUGGCUGCUGUGGGUGGUGUGGGGCAGGGGCAGAGUGAGGGGAGUGAGAGUGAGAGUGAGAGUGAGAUUGAGAGCGCGAGUGAUGAGGGUAAGAUCGAGGAGAGUAAGGCUGGGAGGAGUGAGGUGGGUGAAAGUGAGGAGAGUGAGAUUGAGAUUGAGAGUGAAAGUGAGAGCGCGAGCGCGAGUGAGGGGGGUGGAGAUGGGCGAGAGGAGGCAGGGCAGGUGAUUGAACGGGAGAAGGAGGGUGGAAGCGACAACGGGAGAUGGAGUGAGACUGACAGUGGGAGUGAGAUUGGGAGUGAGAGAGAGGAAGGACAGGAAAGGAGGCUGGCUGACACGGGGAAAGGCAGAGAUGACGGUCAUAAUUCUCCAACUGCUCCUUCGGCUGCCGUUGCUGUUCCUGAUUCACCUGCUGCUGGCGCUACUAUCUCUGCUGCUGUCGCUGCUGCUGCUGCCAAUUCUGGUGCUGGGUCUGGUGGUGGUGGUGUAUCUGGUGCUUGUGACGAUUUGGAAUUGGAACAAAUAGCCGAUAAGAAGAGCGCGCGGCGCAGCGAGGAGGACUGGACGUGCGGGGAUGGUGGCCCCACGGGGCUAGAGGAUACUGAAGCUAGCGCUCAUGCCGCCAACGAAGCUGGAGUAUCAGGCAGCGCAGCUGUUCUGGAGGUGCUGAGUCCUGUGUUUUCUGGAGAGCCGGGCAGAGGUGCCCUUCUGACGCCAUGGGGCGAGGGUGACAGCAGCAGGGGUGCCUCUGGUGGAUCCCCUCCUUUGAAUGCUCUUGGCGCUGCUGGUGCAGUGGAUGCAGGGAGUGAGGCAUGUGGGGUGAGUGAGAAAGAGAGGCACACUGCGCAUGAGGGAGAGGGGCGCAUGGUUGUGGAGGGAGGAGGAGGUGCAGUGCAGGACAUGUUUGAGGAGGGGGAGCUUACUGGGCUGGGGGUAGAGAAGGGGAGCGGGCCCGUAGAGAGGGAUGCAGCGCGGGCGGCAGAGCAGGACAUGUUUGUGCAGGAGGAGCUGGCUGCGCUGGGGGUGGCGGAGGGGAGUGGGCUGGUAGAGGAAGAGGGACGGGGGACGACAGUGGAGAGUGAAGGAGUGAGGGAGGUUGCGAGCGAGGGGGAGGCGGAUGUGGGAAGUGAGGGAGCGCGGGCUGCGGUGCAGGAUAUGCCAGUAGAGAGGGAGGCAGGGAGGGCGGCGAUUGAGAGUGAGGGAGAGAAGAAGGCAGUGCAGGACAUGUUUGUUGCGGCGGAGCUUGCUGGGCUGGGGCUGGAGGUAGGAGAACGACAAAUGCAGAGUGAGGGAGAGAGGAUGCCAGUGCAGAGUGAUAACGUGAGGGUGGCAGUGCAGGACAUGUUUGUGGAGGCAGAGCUUGCUGAGCUAGGCGUGGAUGGGGAAGGCGUGGAGAAAGAGUGUGACGACGGGGUGGGGGGGUCAGAUAAAGCGGUGGGGAUGGAGGGGCUUUCAAGUGGACUGCAGUUAGCACCCUCUGCCUCCGUUGCUGCCACUGCCGCGGCCUCUUCCUCUGCCUCAUCUUCGCCCUCUGCCCUGCCCACUCUGGGCAGCUUUCACAUCCCCCGCAUCCCCCACGUCGCCCAGAGCCCCACCAGCGGUCUCUGUCCCCGCAGUCCCACCACCCCCACCAGCGGGGUGAGUCCGAACGCGCGGCAGCGCAUGCAGCGGGCAUCGCAGAAGCUGCGGUUCCUCACCUACCUGCGGGCUCAGGUGCGAGAGAGAGCGCAUGGUGAGGCUGAUGGGGCGCAGGUGAGAGCGAGAGAAGCUGCUGGGGAGGAGGGCACGCAGCUGAGAGGCAGAGCGGAUGCUGAGGCUGGCGGAACUCAGCUUAGGGACAGGGCGGAUGUCGUAGAGCGGGGCGCGCAGCCGAGAGACAGGGCGGAUGCUGAGGCCAAUGGGACGCAGGUCAGCGGCAGGGGAGCUGCUGUGGCAGAGCACUAUCAGCUGAGCGGCAUAUCGGAUGCUGAGGCUGAUGGCAUGCAGGUCAGAGACACAGACGCUGUUGAUGCAGAGCGCUCUCAGCUGAGCGACACCACGCAUGCUCAGGCUGACGAGACGCCGCUCAGAGGCAGAGAGGCUGGUGAUGCUGAUGAGACUCAGCGUACCGACAGUUGGGGUGCCGAGGAGGAGCGCAUGCGCAUUGCAGGCGCACCGGGUGCUGAGGAGGAGCGCACUCACGUUCAAGAGAGAGUGGAUGCUGCGGAACGACACUCUCGCCUUGGGGACAUAGCGGGUGUCAGGGAGGAGAGGUUGGGGUCCGAGGAGGCACGAGGUGGUGAGGAAGAGGCGGGAGGAGACACUCAGCUUAGAGACAAGGCGAGUAGUGAGGAGAGCACGCGUGUUGACAGUACACUGGGUGUUGAGGAGGGGCGCAUGAGUUUUGACCACACACCAGGUGGUGAGGAGGAGGCAGGGGGAAGAGACACUCACCUUCGGGACAAGACGGAUUUGGGGGAGGGGGAUAUGGGAGAGGAGGUGGGGGCGGAGGAAGGGGAAGGGGGAGAGGAGAGAGAGAGUAAAGAGACGGUAGGGGGAGAGAGGCGGGAGAGUGAAGAGGGAGGGGGCGAGGGAGAAAGGGAGGAGAGAGGCGAGGGGAGCGAGGAGGGAGAAGUUGGGGAGAGUAAGGAGGAGGGCGAAUUGGGAGAGUGGGAUGGGAGUGAAGUGAGGGGAGAGGAGGAAGAGGUGAGGGAGAGUGAAGAGGAGAGUGAAGAGGAGAGUGAAGAGGAGAGUGAAGAGGAGAGUGAAGUGGGAGAGGAGAGGGAGUGUGAAGAGGGAGAGGAGAGGGAGAGUGAAGAGGGAGAGGAGAGGGAGAGUGAAGUGAGGGAGGAGGAGGGAGAUGGUGGGAAGAGUAAGGAGGAAGAAGGGGGGCGGCAUGAGGAGGAGAGGUGGAGGGGUGGUGAGGUAGGGAAGGAUGCUGGUGCGUGGGACAGGGGAGAGGAGGAGGGGGAUGAGAAGCAUGUGGCACAGGAAGCAAGAGGGAGUGAGAGGCAGCGGUUGCUACACACAGAGGGAGGGAGUGAGAAGCAGGUGGUAGAGGAGGGAGGGAGUGAGAAGCAGGUGGUAGAGGAGGGAGGGCUUCUAGAGGAUGGCACGAGGCACAGCACACGCAGGAACAAGGGCGAGUCAGCAGGCACGGAAGAGAUGGAGCAUACCUCUGCAGGCAGGCUCGCUUUUGAGUCGACUGAUGAGCACAGCUCUACAGUCGAGGCGAUUGGCAGUAGACAAGGGGCAGAGGGAAGGGAAGGAGAGGAGGGGGUUGCUGAGAGAGCAGGUGAUGCUGACUCCAGUCUUAUCACUGCCCGACCAGCUGCUCCUUCUUCUUCUUCUUCUUCUUCUUCUUCUGCUGCUGCUGAUGCUGAUGCUGCUGCUGCUGCUGAUGCUGCUGCUGCUGCUGCUGCUGAUGCUGAUGCUGCUGCUGCUGCUGCUGCUGCUGCUGCUGCUGCUGCUGCUGCUGAUGCUGAUGCUACUGCUGCUGCUGCUGCUGCUGCUGCUGCUGCUGCUGCUGCUGAUGCUGAUGCUGCUGAUGCUGCUGCUGCUGCUGCUGCUGCUGCUGCUGCUGAUGCUGAUGCUGCUGCUGAUGUCAGGGCUGCUGCCGCUGGUGUGGCUGGGAUGAAUGCCGACUCGCCCACAUUCAGUCCGGAUUCGCCCACAUUUGGUGCCAGCCUUAUCAGUGCUGCUGCUGCUGCUGCUGAUGCUGAUGCGGAUGCUGAUGCUGCUGAUGAUGCUGAUUCUGAUUCUGAUGGUGCUGAUUCUGAUUCUGAUGAUGCUGAUGUUGCUGUUGCUGCUGCUGUUGCUGGUGCGGGUGGGACGAGCGCUGACUCCCCUUCAUUCAGUCCGGAUUCUCCCACAUUUGGAGUCACUGCUACCAGCCUUGUCAGUGCUGCACCCGCCGCCGCUGCCGCUGCUGCUGCUGCUGCUGUAGCUGCUGGUGUGGGUAGUUCGAGCACUGACUCUCCCACUUUCAGUCCGGAUUCUCCCACAUUUGGAGUCACUGGUACCAGCCUUGUCAGUGCAGCACCCACAGCUGCUGAUGCUGCUGCUGCCUCUGCUGCGGCGGAUGCUGCUGGAGUGGGUGGGUCGAGCGCUGAGUCCCCCACUUUCAUUCCGGAUUCUCCCACCUUUGGAGUUACCGACGCCACCAGCAUCACGGCUGCACCAGCUUCUGCUGCUGGUGGAGUGAGUGGCACGAGCGCUGACUCCCCCACAUUUUUUCCGGGUUCUCCCACCUUUGGAGUCACUGGCACCAGCAGCAUAACCGCUGCGCCGGUUUCUGCUGGUGGUGGAGCGAGUGGGGCGAGCAGCGAGGGCAGCAGCAACAGCAGCGGCUGGGGACGAGUGUCUGCCGCCACAGGCGCAGUGGAUGCCUUUCCGCCGCCCACUGUGGAUUUCUGGUCGGCUGAAGCUGAUGCCGGCACCGACGGUGAUGCUCUCAGCGAUACGGAUAAUGACACUCACAGUGAUGCCAAUCGUGACGCUCACAGGGAUGCCAAUUGUGACACUCACAGUGAUCUCGACGCGCCUGGCAGUGGUGCUGCUGGGGGGGAGGCGCAAGCAGGAGAGACACGGCAGGAGGCACGGCAGGGGGAGCAGAAUGGCGAGCAGAGGGCGGAUGGGGGCUCAGGCGCUUCAACUCCAGCCAGCUCGCACCCAGUAUCACCAGCAGCACCGCUACCAUCACACACCACCGCCUCGCUGGCGUCUCUCUUUGACCGCCACAUGGAGGAGCGACAGCAAGCCGGCGACCCACCUGUCCCUGCCAUGCUUUUACAGGCGCCUCAGAAUGCUGCUCUCUUCGACGGGCAGCUGGAGGAGUGCGGGGAGGCAGGGGACCUACCGGCCAUCGCCAUUUCAUCUCCUUCCUCCUCCUCCGCCUCCGCCUCUCCUUCGCCGUCGCCGCACCCGAUACCCGUGGCACGGCUGUGGUCCGCUCAGUCAGAAACAGCUGGAGCGGCGACAGCAUUGCCAGCAGCAGCGGUUCCAGCAGCAGCAGAAGCGCCAGCAGCAGACAUACCAGCAACAGCAGUACCCGCAGCAGCUGCCGCUACACCUUCUACUUCUGCCUCAGCUGCUUCUACCUCUCCAUCUCCCCCCUCUACCAGUGCUGAGCCCAGCUUCCCCCCAUCCAUGCCUCGCCCCUUCCCUCCCUCCAGCCCCCGCUUCCGACCUUCCUCUCCCUCCCUCCCCCGCCCCUCCUCCCCCUCGUUUCCCCACCCCCCACUCUCCCCAUCUCCCUCCUCCCGCCCAUCCAACCUUCGCACUCUGUCUCGCCGCCGCCCGCCUUCCCCCCCACUCCCCUCCCCCUCCGCCCGCCCACACGCCCUCCGCCCCCUCACAGUGGCCGCUGCUGCCUCUGAAGGCUCCUCCUACUCCCCCCGCGCCUUCCCCCUCCUCUCCCCCCCAGCCUCCCCUCGAACCCGCUCCGCCUUCUCCCCUUCCUCUUCCCCUCCUUGCUCUCCCUCCCCCUCCACCGCUCCUCCUGCCUCUCAAACCUUCUCACUCCCUUCGUUUCUGUCCGACCGCUACCUGCCCUCUCCCUCCUCCUCCUCCUCCUCUGCUGCGGAUUCAGAGCCCCCUUCCACUGCCCCGCCACCGCUGCUUGUAUUGGACUCGCCUCCUACCUUGGCCACAGCAAAUGGUUCAGGAACAUCCUCAGGUGAUUUUUCAAGUGGAUCUUCAGGUGGAUCUUCAGGCGGAUCUUCCUCUUCAGCGCUGCGACCUGUGCCCCCUCCGCUCCCUGUGCUGGAGCCUCAGCAGCCAGCGUCCUUUGCCCGCCCUCUGCCUCUGCCACUCUCCCCCCCGUCGCCUGCUCAGCCUGACAACCAAGCGGCACUCACGAGCAGCGAUGGCACGGCAAGCAGCAGCAGCACGGAACCACCCCUGUCAUUGUUCUCUUCUGACCAAAAGCCUGGGGAUGAGCCAGCAUUAGUAACAGCAAGAACAACAGCAACAGCAGCAGCAGCAACAGCAGCAGCAACAGCAACAGCAGCAGCAACAGCAGCAGCAGCAGCAGCAGCAGCAGCAGCAGCAGCAGCAGCAGCAGGAAGCAGCGGCAACAGUCAUACCACUGAGAGCAUGCAGUUGCCUCCACUCUCUGAGGUGUCACCAUCCAGCCACACUGACCCUGUUUACCCCACUGACUCCGUUGUCCCUGUUGACCACGUUGACCCUGUUGACCGCGUUGACCCUGCUGCGGACCUACUGUUGCCUGCUAUGCACGCCUCUGAGCCUGCUGGCAUGGGGAAAGGGAGUGUUGGAAGAGGGGAAGAGGUGGCAUUGCCUGCGGCAGCUGCUGCUGAUGGCUCAGAGGCAGUGGCAGGGGCAGCAGUGGCAGGGGCAGCAGUGGUAAGUGCAGCAGGUACAGGAGAAGGGGGUGCUGAAAUGGGGGGUGAGCCAGCACUGCCUGUUGCAUCUGUUGCUGCUGCUGCUGCUGCUGCUGCCAGCACGGUGGCAGUGGCAGCGGCAGCAGGGUGUGCUGCUGCAGUGGUGGGUGGUGGCAGCAGCAGGCCUGACAGGCAGGUAGGUGGUGCUGGCAAUGUUCAAGGGGUAGAAGAAGGCAGUGGCAGCAGCAGUGGCAUUGGUGUGGAGCAAGCGGAUGUGCUGAUGGUGGUGGAUGAGGAGGGGAGAUGGGGAGGAGUGGAGGGUGGGGAAGAGGAGAGUGAGGAAGACAAGCCAGGGAAGGCACCUGCCACUGGAACAACGGCAGAGCCUGUUGCCACUGUACCAGCGGCAGAGCAACUUGACACCGCAGCAGCGCCACUCGUGGAAACUGCAGCAGCAGCAGCAGCGACAGCCGCAGUCAGCAAUGCAGGGGGUGAUGGCAGCAUGGGGGCUGGCAGUGAGCCUAGCAGCAGUAGUGAGCCUGAGCUGACGUUUAGCACUACUGUCCCGACAGGCAGCAGCAGAACCAGCAGCAGCAGCGCAAGUGAGGACGCAGGUGUCGCGAGCAGCGCCUCGUCAUCUGUCCCUGCAGGCCCAACCCCCCAUGUGCCUCUGUAUCGCCCCAAGGCCCCUCCCCCCCUCCCACUCUCCCCUCGCCCUCUCUCUCCCCUCCGUUCCAAGCAGUAUCUUGCCCUUUACUCCUCCCCUCCCAUGUCUCCCGACCUGAAGAAGCAGCAGCAACAGCAGGCCGCUGGCAGAGUGGCCUCCCCCCCUCUCGCUCCCCGCCCCCUCUCUCCCCUCCGUUCCAAACAGUAUCUCGCGUUGUACUCCUCACCUCCCAUGUCUCCGGACCUCCACAAGCAGCAGCGGCAGCAAACGGAGCAGCAGCAGCAGGUGGCUAGGCGAGUGGCCUCUCCUCCUCUCUCCCCCCAGCAGCAGUCGGUUCGCUCGCCCUCGCCUCCCCUCUCCCCCCAGCAAACCCCUGGCAUGCUUCGAUCCCUCUCCCCCCACCGCCACCGCUUUGCCUUCUCAGCGGCCUCAGCAAUUGAUGCUGCUACAAACACUGCUGCUGCCAUUGCUUCUCCGGCGGCUCCCACCACGGUUGUCACAGGUGCUGUCAUGGGCAGUAUUGCUGCGAGCCCUGGUGCACCAGGGUUUGCGUUUGGUGAUGCUGUUGCUUGUAAUGAUGCUGCUGCUGCUGCUGCUGGCGAUGCUGUUGCUUCUGGUGAUGCUGCUGCUGCUGGUGAUGCUGAUGCUUCUGGUGAUGCUACUCUUGAGGCUGCUUCAAGUGGUGGUGGUAGUGUAGCGGUUGCAGGAGCAGUGGGAGGCGAGGGGGCAGAAGAAGAGGAAUGUAGAGCUGAGAUGGGUGGAGGUUUGCAAUCCAGGCCAAGGGAAGAUGCAAGGGGGGGAUCAGCACAAGGCGACGUUGCAGCAACUGCAGUUGCAGCAAUAGCAGACAGGGAGGUUGGAGGCAAGGCAGCGAGACCAGAUGGGUGUGACGUGGCAGAAUGUACUGCUCCAGGUGCUGCCUCUGAUGACAUCAGCAGGCCUACCCGUGACGUGGCAGGCAUGGAAGGGCCACCAGCAUCAAAUGCAGAGGAGGAAGGGGAGGAGGAAGAGGAGGAGGAAGAGGAGGAGGAAGAGCAGGAAGAGGAGGAGGAAGAGGAGGAAGAAGAGGAGGAAGAGGAGGAGGAAGAGGAGGAGGAAGAGGAGGAGGAGGAGAAGAAAGGAAAGGAGUCUGUUAAUGGGAAGGUAGUGCACUGCGAGGCUGCUAGAGCCUCACCGUUCCCAGUCAAUAGUGCUGCUUCAACCGCCACACACACCAGCAUGGGUGCCUCACCUCCUGCUGAUUCUGACUCGACCCAACAACAAACUCCCCCUGAUGCCGCUGCCGCUGCUGGGGCCACUACUGCGGCUGCAGGUGCGGCUGAAAUUUCCCCGGCUUUCCAGCGAAGUGGCAGCCUGGAAACGCCCGUGCCCAUGGCAUGGCCCCUCCCACCUCCUCUGUCCAGCCACGACGGCAACAGCUUUGUUGAUGCGCACAGUGGCAGUGGCGGUGCCAGCGACGACACCCACCGAGGGGCGGACCAGGAGACAGCAGCAGCAGCAGCAGCUGUUGGCGUGAAGGGCGGCAGGGUGAAGGGCCUGGCAUCCAUGUUUGAUGAGAGGGUUGCCACCAAGACCCAGCCUGCUCCUUUUAUCUGCACCACCAGCACCACUUUUCCCCAGCCACGUGUGCGACCAUCCUCACAAGCUUCCUCCCACCCACUGUCCCACACCUCCCCAGAAUUCUCCCCAAUAUCCUCUGCCCACGUCUCCCUUCAAUCUUCCCCUGAGCCUUCUUCCCCCAAGCCAUCUUCCCCCAAGCCAUCUUCCCCCAAGGCAACCUCCCCCAAGGCGAGCCCCCAGCAGCAGCAGCAGUCUGUGUGGUCGUCCCUGCUCUCCAUGGCAUGGCGCCCCUCGUGGAGCUCUCCGCAGCGUGCUGCUCCUGUUGACUCCUCCCAGCCAGGCACUGCUGCUGCUGCUGCUUCUGCCACGAUUGCUGCUGCGACAAUCUGCGCUGCCACAACUGCUGCUGCUGCCGCUGCUUCUGAUGCUGCUGCUGCUUCUGAAGCUGCCGUUGAUUCUGAAGCUGCCGUUGCUUCUGAAGCUGCCGCUGCUACUGAUGCUGCCGCUGCUUCUGAUGCUGCCGCUGCUUCUGAAGCUGGCAGUGCUGAGAGGGCAGGUGAGGUCUGCAGCACGGCGGCAGCUGCUGCUGCAGAGGGUGGUGAAGACAGAGGGAGAGCGGGUGACCAUGUGGUUGGGGAGGGCAAUGCUGGUGACGGUGGGUCGGUGGAGCAUGACAGCGGUGCUGGUAGUGAUGCUGAGCCGAGGGGCGCUCAGAGUGAGGGGGGGAGUGGGGAUGUGAGUGGAGGAGUGAGUGAGGGUGAGGUUGCGGUUGUAAAUAAAGGUGAGGGUGAUAGUGGGAGUGAGGGAGAGAGUGAGGGUGAGGGUGAAUGUGAGGGUGGGAGUGGAGGAGAGACGACUGCUGCAGUGCUGACAGGGCCUGAGCCCGAGGGUGAGAGGGAGGUUGUAAGUGAAGGGGAGUGGGAGGGCGAGAGUGAGGUUGAGAGUGAGGGUGAGAGUGAGGGUGAGGGUGAGGGUGAGAGUGAGGGUGAGAGUGAGGGUGAGAGUGAGGGUGAGAAUGAGGGUGAGGGUGAGGGUGAGAGUGAGGGUGAGGGUGAGAGUGGGAAUGGCAUUGUCAGUUAUGUUAGGAUGGUUCGGUUUGACAGCUGUGCUCAAAGUUUCGGUCAGAGUGAGAGUGAGAGCGGGGAUGUGAGUGGAGGAGUGAGUGAGUGUGAGGUUGUGAAUGAAGAUGAGAGUGAGGGUGAGAGUGGGGAACUGAGUGAGGGUGAGGGCGAAUGUGAGGGUGGGAGUGGAGGUGAGACGACUGCUGCGGUGCGGGCAGGGCCUGAGCCCGAGGGUGAGGGGGAGGUUGUAAGUGAGGAUGAGUGGAAGGGUGAGAGUGAGGUUGAGAGUGAGGGUGAGAGUGAGGGUGAGGGUGAGAGUGAGGGUGAGGGUGAGAUUGAGGGUGAGGGUGAGAGUGAGGGUGAGGGUGAGAGUGACGGUGAGGGUGAGAGUGGGAAUGGCAUUGUCAGUUAUGUUAGGAUGGUUCGGUUUGACAGCUGUGCUCAAAGUUUCGGUCAGAGUGAGAGUGAGAGCGGGGAUGUGAGUGGAGGAGUGAGUGAGUGUGAGGUUGUGAAUGAAGAUGAGAGUGAGGGUGAGAGUGGGGAACUGAGUGAGGGUGAGGGCGAAUGUGAGGGUGGGAGUGGAGGUGAGACGACUGCUGCGGUGCGGGCAGGGCCUGAGCCCGAGGGUGAGGGGGAGGUUGUAAGUGAGGAUGAGUGGAAGGGUGAGAGUGAGGUUGAGAGUGAGGGUGAGGGUGAGAGUGAGGGUGAGGGUGAGAUUGAGGGUGAGGGUGAGAGUGAGGGUGAGGGUGAGAGUGACGGUGAGGGUGAGAGUGGGAAUGGCAUUGUCAGUUACAGUAGGAUGGUUCGGUUUGACAGCUGUGCUCAAAGUUUCGCCCGGAGUGAGAGUGAGAGUGUGGAUGUGAGUGGAGGAGUGAGUGAGUGUGAGGUUGUGAAUGAAGAUGAGAGUGAGGGUGAGAGUGGGGAACUGAGUGAGGGUGAGGGCGAAUGUGAGGGUGAAAGUGAGGGUGGGAGUGGAGGUGAGACGACUGCUGCGGUGCGGGCAGGGCCCGAACCCGAGGGUGAGGGGGAGGUUGAGAGUGGGGAUGAGGGUGGGAAUGACUGUGAGAGUGACGGAGAGAGUGAGGGAGAGCGUGAGGAUGGGAGAGGAGGAGAGCGCACUCCUGCAGUGCGGACGGGGUCAGAACCCCAGGGUGAGAGUGAGCCUGAGAGUGGGGAUGCGGUGAAGGUUGUAAGUGAGGGUGAUAGGGAGGCUGAGAGCGUUGGUAAGAGUACACUCAAGGGGGAAGGUGUGAGUGAGUAUGAAAGUGAGGGUGAGGGUGAGGGUGACUUGAAGGCUGAAAAUGAGGCUGAGGGGGAGGCUGACAGUGGAAGUGCGAGUCAAGGUGCAGGGGAGAUUGUGAGUGGGUAUGAAAGUGAGGGUGAGGGGGAGUUUGAGAGUGAGUAUGAGAGUGGAAGGGAGAGUGAGGCUGCGAGUGAGGGUGUCAGUGGAGGAGAGAGGGCUGCUGCAGAGCAGGCAGAGUCUGAAGCGGAGGAGCACAGCACAUGCAGUGCCACGCAAGGGGAUGAAGGAGAACGGCAGCAGCGGUUGGAGGGAGCGGGUGCAGCAGACGUGUGUGCCCAGCUGGUGCGGGGAGCCGAUGGGAGUGGAGGAGAGGGGACUGCUGCUGCAGGGCGGACAGGGCCUGAAGCCGAGGAGCUCAACGUGCCCCGCGGGGAGGAUGACCCACGAGGGGGAGUGGGUGCGGCGGACGUGUGUGCCCAGCUGGUGCUGCGUGCUGGUGGGAGCGUGGAGGAAAGGGAGAGAAAGGAGAGUUUGGAGAGGAGGGUGGAAGCGGAUGCAGAGGCAGAGGCAGGGAGCGAGGAGGCUCCAGUGACUGAUUCAGAAGAGGAAAUGGCAGAGAAAGCAGAGAGCUUGGGUGAACAUGAGGCGAGGGAAGAGGGGCAGGAGGGAGGCGAUGGGGCAGCGGUUGCGGCUGCUGCUGUGCCCUUGCGGGAAGAUGCACGGAAGGUGCUGGAGGUUCCGGAGGUUUUUCUGAGUGGGAGAGCUGAGGAGGGGAGAGAGGGGAGGAGUGAAAGGGAGAGGAGGGAUGAAGGAAAGGGGAGGAGUGAUGGGGAGGGGAGGGAAGAAGGGGAGGGGAGAGAAGGAGGAGAGGGACUGGUUGUAGUGGUGGGAGGGGAAGAAAGGGGAGAUGAGGCGGUAGGGAAGGAGGAGGUGGAGGGGUUAGCAGUGGGGAGUGAGAAGGGGGAGAGUGGGGAUGGUGUGAGGGAGGAGGAAGAUGAGGAUGACAGUGGGGGGAGUGAUGAAGGCGGCGAAUAUGAGGGGGGGGAGUGUGGUGGGCGAGAGGAUGGGGAAGAAGAGGGGGAGUGCGUGUCUGAGGAAGGAAGCACGGGUGAUGUGGAUGGUGAUAUGGAUGGUGAUGUGGAUGGUGAUGUGGUUGGUGACGUGGAUGGUGAUGUGGAGGGUGACGUGGAGCUGGACGUGGGUCAGCUACAGCGCGAUAUCGAGGCAGUUCUUAAGGAGGCGUUCAAGCUGAGGGGCAACGGGUCGGAUGGGGUGUGGCGUGUGACUGUAGUGCGAGAUGGCAGCAAGGAGGGGAGCGUGGUGGAGGAAGAGGAGGACGAGGAGGAGGAGGAGGAGGAGGAGGAGGAGGAGGAAGAGGAAACAGAAGAGGAGGAAGGGGAAGCGAGUGGGGAGGAUGGAGAGUGCGUGGAGGACCAGGCAGGAUCAUGUGAAUCAGCAGAGGCGUCAGCCACAGGGCCUGCCGCAGCCAUCUUGGCAGCAGGUGUGGCUAACGGAAUGCCGGUAGUGCACGCAGCAGGUGCGGCAGUGGCAGGGCGAGUGGGAGUGGAGGAGGGGAGUGAGAGCGAGGAAUUCGUGGAUGCACAGGGGGGGUCAGACGGAUCAGGGGCAUCAGAGGGGUCUGAUGGACGUGGAGAGGUGGGGGAGAGAGAGGAGGAGGAUGAGAGUGGAGUGGGCGAGGAGGCACGGGGCGAGGACGGGGAGCAGCAGCACCGCUCCAGCGUGCAUGGCCCACCUCCUUCCAUGCCACCUGGCCCAGCAGUUGCUGCUGCUGCCACUACUGCCCCUCCUGCUGCCCUGCCAGUUGUCGCUGCCGCCCCUCCUGCUGCUGCUGCCCCCAUUGCCAGCAGCGGUUCUGUGGCCGACAUUCCCACAGCUCGUGACGCCGCCUCCGCUGCACCUCUCCCCGCUCCUUCUUCCCCUCCCAGCCUCCCCCCUCCUCCCACUGACACCCCUGUCCCCGCUGCCUCCUCCCACUCACCACCCCCAGCAACUGUAUCAUCACCACCUGCAGCAGCAGCAGCAGCAGCAGCAGAAGCAGCAGCAGCAGCAGCAGCAGCAGCAGCAGCAGCAGCAGCAGCAGCAGCAGCAGCAGCGGUUGCAGCAUGCAGUGAGUUUGCAGAGGGCUCUGGCAGUACUGGCAGCAUAGACCAUGUUGCCAGCCCUGAAAUCGCUAAAGACGUGGAGGAGACUCAAGGUGUUGAGGACACGAGGGACGUUGGCAGCAUAGUCAGGAGCAAGGAUGCGGCAGACACUGGAAACACAGUCAAUGUUGACAACAGGGGCAACAUGGACAGUAUCUACAGCACGGGCGGCAUAGAGAACAUGGAGGACGUGGAGGAUGCAGCGUCUGACAGCUCGUCGCUCUACAUGGACGCCAACAUGGACCGCUUCAGCAUCGCCUCCUCCCUGCACUCCUCCUCCUUCCGCACCACCGCCUCUUCACUUUAUGGUGACACUGCCAGCUCCAUUGCCGGCUACCAGACCCCGCCCACCUUCCCGCCCUCCCCCGCCUACUCCUUCUCCUCCGCCCCCUCCCCGUCCCGCCUCUCCCUCAUCUCCCGCGCCUCCUUCCCCUCCUCCCCUUUUCCCCCCUCCCUCUCCACGCCACAGCUCUCCCCCCCUGAUUCCCCUGCAUCCGAUGUCCUCUUUUCUGCCCGCGAGUUCUUCACCCCGCGGGCCCACUCCCCCUCCGCUGCUUCUGUGCGCUCAGACCAAGGUUUCCUCAGCGCUAGGGGGGACAGCGAUGGCUUUCACACCCCUCUCCACAGCCUGCAGGCACCCUCUCCCCGACGGAGCCUGCAGUCACCCUCUCCCCGUUACAGCCUGCAAUUUCCGUCUCCACAUCGCAGCCUGCAAUCACCCUCUCCGCGUGGCAGCCUGCGCACGUCAGCACCGCGCGACGGCUUCCACUCUCUCACUCCCCGCAGUGCUCUCCGCUCUCUCUCCCUGCAGCCCAAACGACCCUCUCAUGCCGCUGCCGAUGCUACUGGUGCCGGGAGUCAGGCGGACUUAGACAGCAGAGGCGAGAGAGGCAGUGAUUUGGGAAAUCAAGGAAGGGGAGGCGGAUUAGGAGCAGUUGAAGCAGAGGGCAGUGGGGCCGGGAGGGCCGAGUGGGGUGUGGUUGCCAGGGCGGAGCAGCAGAGCUUGGCGCAGCAGAGGCUGGGGGGAGAAGGGGCGGCGGCAGGUGAGUUGGAGGAGAGUGAGGAUAAGUACGUCGUGGCUGAGCGACCUGCUGCUGGCCACUUGCAGCGCGUGCAGCAGGAGCAGCACCAGGAGGAGCGGGAGCAGGAGCAGGAGCAGGGAGAGGAGGAGGAGGGUAAACAGGCCAUAAUGCAUCAGAGCGACAUUCCAGCUUUAUCUGAAUCCUCUUUGUCCUCGUUAGCAACUGUUCCAGCAGCAGCCUCUGCUGUCGUUCCUGUGCCUGACCCUUUCUCCUGUGACCCCGCAGCAUCUCACCCCUCUCCCCAGGAGCCUGCUGCUAGCGAUUAUGGUCCUCCUGAACCUGCUGCUGCUUCUUCUGGGGAAGACUCCAAAUGGAAGCUGCCAGGAAGGAGCCUGUUUGGUCUGUUUGCACGAGCUACGAGCACAAGUGCCAGCAGAAGUGGUGGUCGGGAAAACGAGGGUGUGGGGGAUGGGGAGGAGGGGCAGAGGGAGGGGAAAGGGGAUGUGGAUGUAAGUGUGAGGGAAAGAAGUAGCGUUGAACACGAGGAUGAGUUUGCGAGUGCUCAGGGCAUGGAAGCAGGGAGACCAGAGGAGGAUGAGCAGAGGGAGGCAGUGGAGGGGAAGGAAGGAGAUGAGGAGAGGAGGGCUGAUGGGGAGCGGGAAAAAAGAGGGGAGCACGAGGAGGCAGGGGAGGUGCGAGUGGAAGUGUCGGAAGGGGCAGACAGUGUGGGAGGGCAGGCGGAGCACCUGCCUGCUGGUGAAGCAAGUGCAUCUUCUGCAGCCGCUGCUGCUGCUGCUGCCGCUGCUGCUGCUACUCUUCCUCACCAUCCUGCUGCCACUCUCACUGCACCCCCUGCUGCCUCAUCCGGCGCCCCUGGGCCUACUGCUGCACCACAUGCACCAACACAGCAGUCAGCGCCAGCUGUGCCUUCCAGCCAGGAAGCAGCGGCGGCUGUGGGGGCCAUGGAAGGGAGCCGUGGAGGGGCAAGGGAGGACCCACGCUUCAGUGGUGCUGUGGCGGGCCAGGGGAUUGUCGCUCAGGGGUCGGGGACAUCACAGGCUGCAAAGCAAGCAGCAGAGGAGCGCUCCCGGCAGCUGCAAGAACCGCAGCAACUGGUGCAGCAACAGCCAGAGAAACACUUUCACGAAAACCCUGAGGUGCAGUCCUCUGCAGCAGCACCAGCAGCGCUGGCAGUGCUGCCAGUAGACGAGUUCCUUCUGAGGCGGCGCCGCAGGGAUUCUCUGCUGCAGUUCUCUCGCUCCGCCAACACCUCGCGCUCCGCCAACACCUCGCGCUCCGCCCUCACCUCUCGUGCUGGCCUCAGCUCCACGCGGCCUGCUCCUACCCUCUCUGCCACCACCGGGGGUGCUGCUGCCCCUGCUGGCACUGCUUCUGGAGUGCAUCGCGCUCGUCUGCGGCCUGCUGUGUCCAUCGGCGGUGCGGCACCAGCUGCUGGGGAAGGCUUGCCGCACCCACCAGCAAAUCAUGAAGGCGCACAGGCAGCCGUGGCAGGUGCAGGAGGGAAGAAUGGUGCUGCUGGCAGCAGUAGCGGGCUGGAAGGGAUGGGGGCUGCAGACGAGACAGCUCCCGGCAUGGAGUGGAGUGGAGGCCUGCAGGAGGGUAUUGAGGAGGGGGAGGAGGGGGAAGAGGAGGUGUUGCAGGCGCUGAGGGUGCGGAACCGGCAGGGCGAGUGGGAGGAGAGUGAGGACUUCCGGCCGCAGUGCUUGCAGCAGCCGCAGUGCAUGCCUUCCCUGCAUCUGGCGCGGGAGGGCGGGAGGGCACAGGGAGCCGCUGAUGGAGGGGGGAAGCAGAUGAAGGGCAGCAGGGGGGAGCAAGCAGAGCGACAGACGAAUGAGGACGAUGAUGACUCGGAACCUGAGGAGCAGCUGCUGAAGCACCGUGGUGCUUCCUCUUUCGCCUGCUGCUUCCGGCCGGCUGUGAGGGAUUGACGGCCACCAGCGAAGGCUCUUGGACUGUUAGCCUUGAGCUUCUCACUAAGGGCACACCUCAUCAAUGUACAGCAGGGUAGUAGCUGAUUACGUGACUGUAGAGCCGCUUGGUUGGUACUGGUGAAAUUGCUAUAGGAUGUACGUUUCUGUGAUUAGAGUGUAUUUAAUUAUCAGCAAUGCAAAGAAGAUUAUUGAUUUCU
This is a messenger RNA of Closterium sp. NIES-67, 19801 nucleotides long. The record is from the annotation of a GenBank genome assembly. Lineage: Eukaryota; Viridiplantae; Streptophyta; Zygnematophyceae; Desmidiales; Closteriaceae.